AUGAAUAAUUAUUCCAGAGAUCCACCCAGCAAAAUUUUGCUUCUUGUUAUAACAUAACUAUCUCCAACCUUUCCACUUUGUAACGAUCUUCUUUUUGAGCAAUUCGCUAAAUAUGGUGAUAUCAAAAAAAUUCUCAUUUUCGAAAGAGGCAAGGCAAACAAAGCUUUUGUUGAAUAUUAUGAUGUGAAACAUGCCAUAGAAGCUAGAAAGGAUAAACUUGGCAAAUAUUUAGCUGAAGGUGAAGGAAAGUAAGUAUAUUUAAAUAAGUUUAGACUUACCAUCCAUUUCUCUCGCCUUAAAAAUCUUGAUCUAGAAGUUGUGGACAAAUCUCGAGGAACAGAUUAUACUUAAGCAAGCAGCACAAAUUCAGAGUAAAUGAAGCACUCUAAUACUGAUGAUCCCAACGUGCUUAGAUAAUAGAUUGAAUCAUUUACUCGUACUUUUACAUAAACUUCUUAAAGAAAUCUCACUCCUGCCAGAAAUGAUGAAAUUAACAACUUAUUGAAUUCAGAUUCUGAUGAUGACAUUGACAUAUGGAAAUAGCAGAAAUAACAAGGACCACAAAUAUCUUAAGAUGUUUAAAAUGUGAUCACUCAAAAACCAUCCAAAAUUAUUAAAGUGACAUCUAUCGAUGAUCGAGUUACUGCUAAAAUGCUAUAUAAUAUUUUUAACAAAUUUGGGAAUGUCGAAGAACUUCUAUAUGAAAAGUAAAUGCAAAGAGUCUUUGUCAGAUACUAAACUAUAGAAUUUGCUCAAAUUGCCAAAGAAUAUUUAAAUAAUAUUUAAUUUUUCGAUCAAUAAGUAAUCAAAAUAUAUUAACCUUUUAGUGGCGAAUUUUUUAUCACCCUUUACAACAGUUACAACCAACUACUAUUUCAGAUGAAUAUAUGAUAUACUAUAAUCCAAAUGGACCAAAAUUAAUUGUUCCUUUAUCAAAAACUAUCAUUCUUAGUGGUGUAAUUGAGGCUAUGGAAAUAUCAGAAAUGAUGAGACUUGUUGCUAAAGUCACUGGUAAUUCAUUUCUUAUAAAUUUAGAAAUUAAAAUUGUAGCUGCUGAUAGUUUAGAAAUCACAAUGAUGAAUAUUUCAGAAACUUUAAAAAUCAUAGCAGUAUUCUCUGACUAUGAAUACAAAAAUUAAAAAUUGAUUAUUUCUAUAAAAUGA
This is a messenger RNA of Paramecium pentaurelia, 1163 nucleotides long. The record is from the annotation of a GenBank genome assembly. Lineage: Eukaryota; Ciliophora; Oligohymenophorea; Peniculida; Parameciidae.